This is a messenger RNA of Malurus melanocephalus (red-backed fairy wren), 3349 nucleotides long. RefSeq names its product pumilio RNA binding family member 1 (gene PUM1). The transcript has 21 exons. The record is from RefSeq and is a predicted model, not a curated record. Gene Ontology annotation, cellular component: cytoplasm; cytosol. Gene Ontology annotation, biological process: miRNA processing; regulation of mRNA stability. The annotation marks the transcript as partial. NCBI's taxonomy places the organism in Eukaryota, Metazoa, Chordata, Aves, Passeriformes, Maluridae. Gene Ontology annotation, molecular function: mRNA 3'-UTR binding.
UUUUUCCCGGUCUAUCCCCGGCCAUCCUCGGCCAUCCCGCCCCGUCCCGGCGGCGCUGGAGCGGCCUCGCCUUCCCGUGGUGCAGCGCGGCCGCGGCCCCGCCGCGCCGCCAUGUUGUCGGAGUGAGCGGCCGGGGAGAGGCAGCGGCGAGCGGCCGGGGGGGGCCCGGCAUCCGUCUGCAUCCGAGCGCUCCGCCCGUGUUGGUGGAAUGAGCGUAGCGUGUGUUUUGAAGAGAAAAGCAGUUCUGUGGCAGGACUCGUUCAGCCCCCACCUGAAGCAGCACGCUCAAGACACAGCCAACCCCACCAUGCCUGUGGUACUGACAUCUGGCACAGGCUCCCAGGCUCAGCCACAGCCAGCUGCAAACCAGGCCCUUGCAGCAGGGACACACUCCAGCCCCGUGCCGGGAUCCAUAGGAGUGGCGGGGCGCUCCCAGGACGACGCCAUGGUGGAUUAUUUCUUCCAGAGGCAGCACGGGGAGCAGCUCGGGGGAGGAGGCAGCGGCGGCGGCGGCUACAACAACAGCAAACACCGCUGGCCCACCGGGGACAACAUCCACGCAGAGCAUCAGGUGCGUUCCAUGGAUGAACUGAAUCACGAUUUCCAAGCGCUGGCUCUGGAGGGACGGGCUAUGGGAGAGCAGCUGUUGCCGGGUAAAAAGUUUUGGGAAUCUGAUGAUUCCAGCAAAGAUGGACCAAAAGGGAUAUUUCUGGGAGAUCAGUGGAGAGACAGUGCUUGGGGAACAUCAGAUCACUCCGUUUCCCAACCCAUCAUGGUGCAGAGGAGACCUGGGCAGGGCUUCCACGUGAACAGUGAGGUGAACUCGGUGCUGUCACCACGCUCAGAGAGCGGUGGCCUCGGGGUCAGCAUGGUGGAGUACGUGCUGAGCUCAUCUCCUGGAGAUUCCUGCCUCAGGAAAGGGGGAUUUGGGCCGAGGGAUGCAGAGAGCGACGAGAACGACAAAGGGGAUAAGAAAAGCAAGGGCACGUUUGAUGGAGAUAAACUGGGAGAUCUGAAAGAGGAGGGGGAUGUGAUGGAUAAAUCCAACGGAUUGCCCGUCCAGAAUGGCAUCGACGCCGACGUCAAAGACUUCAGCCGCACGCCCGGGAACUGCCAGAACUCGGCCAGUGAGGUSGAUCUGCUGGGCCCCAGCCAGAAUGGCUCUGAGGGCCUGGCCCAGCUGGCCAGCACCAACGGGGCCAAGCCUGUGGAGGAUUUCUCCAACAUGGAAUCCCAGAGUGUGCCCCUGGAUGCCAUGGAGCACGUGGGCAUGGAGCCACUGCAGUUCGAUUAUUCCGGCACUCAGGUCCCCGUGGACUCGGCCGCCGCCACCGUCGGGCUCUUCGACUACAAUUCCCAGCAGCAGCUGUUCCAGAGGCCCAACGCCCUGGCAGUGCAGCAGCUGACCGCAGCCCAACAGCAGCAGUACGCCCUGGCCGCUGCCCACCAGCCCCACAUAGGUUUAGCCCCCGCUGCCUUYGUCCCCAACCCCUACAUCAUCAGCGCGGCGCCUCCGGGGACGGAUCCCUACGCGGCCGGGCUGGCGGCAGCCGCCACGUUAGGCCCRGCCGUGGUCCCUCACCAGUACUAUGGAGUCACUCCCUGGGGCGUUUAUCCCGCCAGCCUGUUCCAGCAGCAAGCGGCCGCCGCCGCCGCCGCCACCAACUCGGCCAACCAGCAGAGCACGCAGCAGACACAGCAGGGCCAGCAGCAGGUACUCCGUGGAGGAGCCAGCCAGCGGCCCUUGACCCCCAACCAGAACCAGCAGGGCCAGCAGACAGACCCGCUGGUGGCCGCUGCCGCCGUCAACUCAGCGCUCGCCUUCGGCCAGGGGCUGGCGGCCGGGAUGCCAGGGUACCCCGUGCUGGCUCCCGCUGCCUACUACGACCAGACCGGGGCCCUUGUGGUCAACGCCGGUGCCAGGAACGGCCUGGGGGCCCCGGUGCGCCUGGUGGCACCUGCCCCUGUCAUCAUCAGCUCCUCUGCGGCUCAGGCAGGUGAGUUCUGUCCCUCCAUGGUCACCCAUAGUCAAGUGGCCAACUCCACCACGGGCAGCGGCUCUCGCCGGGACUCACUGACAGGCAGCAGUGACCUGUACAAGAGGACCUCGAGCAGCCUGACCCCCAUCGGGCACAGCUUCUACAACGGCCUGGGCUUCUCAUCRUCCCCCGGCCCCGUGGGGAUGCCCCUGCCCAGCCAGGGCCCCGGGCACUCRCAGACCCCUCCUCCCUCGCUGUCCUCGCACGGAUCAUCCUCCAGCCUCAACCUGGGGGGGCUGACGAACGGCAGCGGCCGCUACAUCUCAGCGGCGCCGGGAGCYGAGGCCAAGUACCGCAGCGCCAGCAGCGCCUCCAGCCUCUUCAGCCCCAGCAGCACCCUGUUCCCAUCGUCCCGCCUGCGCUACGGAAUGUCYGAUGUGAUGCCCUCGGGCCGCAGCCGCCUGCUCGAGGACUUCCGCAACAACCGCUACCCCAACCUGCAGCUGCGCGAGAUCGCCGGCCACAUCAUGGAGUUCUCGCAGGAUCAGCACGGAUCCAGGUUCAUCCAGCUCAAACUGGAGAGGGCCACCCCGGCCGAGCGCCAGCUGGUGUUCAACGAGAUCCUGCAGGCGGCCUACCAGCUCAUGGUGGAUGUGUUCGGCAACUACGUCAUCCAGAAGUUCUUCGAGUUUGGCAGCCUGGAGCAGAAGCUGGCGCUGGCUGAACGCAUCCGUGGCCACGUGCUGUCGCUGGCCCUGCAGAUGUACGGCUGCAGRGUGAUCCAGAAGGCGCUGGAAUUCAUCCCCCCAGACCAGCAGAAUGAGAUGGUUCGGGAGCUGGACGGGCACGUGCUCAAGUGUGUCAAGGACCAGAACGGGAACCAUGUGGUGCAGAAGUGCAUCGAGUGUGUGCAGCCCCAGUCACUGCAGUUCAUCAUCGACGCCUUCAAGGGACAGGUGUUUGCGCUGUCCACGCACCCGUACGGCUGCCGGGUGAUCCAGCGCAUCCUGGAGCACUGCCUGCCYGAGCAGACGCUGCCCAUCCUGGAGGAGCUCCACCAGCACACGGAGCAGCUGGUGCAGGAUCAGUACGGGAAUUACGUUAUCCAGCACGUCCUGGAGCACGGCCGGCCCGAGGACAAGAGCAAGAUCGUGGCAGAAAUCAGAGGCAACGUGCUUGUGUUGAGUCAACAUAAAUUUGCCAGUAACGUGGUGGAGAAGUGUGUGACGCACGCGUCGCGCACGGAGCGGGCCAUGCUGAUCGACGAGGUGUGCACCAUGAACGACGGCCCCCACAGUGCCUUAUACACCAUGAUGAAGGACCAGUACGCCAACUACGUGGUGCAGAAGAUGAUCGACGUGGCCGAGCCC